Molecule: messenger RNA, 5929 nt
Organism: Bombina bombina (fire-bellied toad)
Lineage: Eukaryota; Metazoa; Chordata; Amphibia; Anura; Bombinatoridae
Product: transient receptor potential cation channel subfamily M member 7-like
Biological process (GO): monoatomic cation homeostasis; monoatomic cation transmembrane transport; protein tetramerization
Cellular component (GO): membrane
Molecular function (GO): calcium channel activity; ATP binding; protein serine/threonine kinase activity
Source: RefSeq, a predicted model, not a curated record
CAGGAGAAUUGCAGAACUCAUUGCUUUUGUGUAUUGAGAAAACAACAUGGCCGGGAUGUCUUGGAUAGAAAAUACUUUUCAUAAAAGGGAUUGUGUUCAAAUAAUACCAAGUACAAGGGAACCCCACAGGUGCCUUCCAGGAUGCCAGAUUUGUCAGCAGCUUGUCAGGUGCUGCUGUGGUCGUUUUUUAAAGCAACAUUCUUUUUUCACUGAAAAUCCUGCUAUCAGCCUCUCACAAGAUCAUGUGUAUAGAAGUGGGUAUGAAGACUCUGAACGAUGGACGGCAGAAGAGACAUACAGUGAAAGCUCAACAAAUGCUUAUGGUACCAUUAACUUUUCAUGGUGGAUCAAAUGGAUUGCAUUGCUAAGGUGGGGCCAAUAUAAGGCCUUGAUAUUAUUAUUAUCGUAUAUAAGAUUGUCAGAUGAUAGUAAUGUUGAAGAUAUUCUUCAGCUCAUGCUGAAAGAAUGGAGAAUGAAACUUCCAAAACUUGUAAUCUCUGUGCAUGGAGGAACACAGAAGUUUGAACUUCAUCCUUGUGUUAAAGAAGCUCUUAGUAAAGGAUUUGUAAAAGCUGCAAUGACAACGGGAGCCUGGAUAUUAACUGGAGGGAUAAAUAAUGGAGUAGCAGCACAUAUUGGAGAUGCCCUAAAAGAACAUGCUUCCCGGUUAUCUCAUAAGGUUUACACAAUUGGAAUUGCUCCAUGGGGCAUUAUUGAAGGCAGAAAUGAUCUUAUUGGAAAGAAUGUUGAUGCGCCAUAUCAAACUUUGCUAAACCCUUUAAGUAAACUUCAUGUGCUGAAUAGUCUCCAUUCCCACUUCAUACUAGUGGAUGAUGGAACAACUGGAAAACAUGGAGGAGAAACCCAGAUUCGAAGAGAACUGGAAAGCAAACUGAGUCUACACCAAAUCCAUGCACGAACGGGCAAACGUAUACCCCUGGUGGCUUUUAUAUUAGAGGGAGGUCCUAACACCGUGCUGACAGUACUGGAGUAUCUUCAUCAAAGGCCUCCAGUGCCAGUUGUGGUCUGUGAGGGAAGUGGACGUGCAGCUGACCUUCUGGCAUUUGUUCACAAACAAACAGAUUUUAAAGGAAAUCUCCCAGAUGGCACAGAAGCUGAAAUCAUUGCCAGUAUUAAAAAGACUUUCAACCUCAAUAAAAGUGACACAAUGCAUUUAUUUCAAAUGCUGAUGGCUUGCAUGGAAAUUAAAGAACUUAUUACUGUAUUUCAUGUUGAGUCUGAAAAAUAUCAGGAUAUUGAUGUUGCAAUACUGACAGCAUUGUUAAAAGGCACCAACUCUUCUCCUGUUGACCAGCUUGCCCUGGCAAUAGCAUGGAACAGGCCUGACAUUGCAAAAAAUCAUAUCUUUAUACAUGGACAACAGUGGCAAUGUGGCCCUUUGGAGCAAGCAAUGCUCGAUGCUCUUGUUAUGGACAGAGUUGAAUUUGUCAAACUUCUGAUAGAAAAUGGAGUAAGCAUGCACAGAUUUCUAACUAUACUGAGAUUGGAGGAGUUAUAUAAUUCUGUUGCAAGUAAUGACACCUUCCUGAACCUCAUCCGGGAUGUUAAGAGCAGACAGUCACAAGUACAAUGGAACCCAACCAAAAAUCUGAAAAAAAAAAUAAUUUUGGGCACAGAAGAGCAAAAAUUAAGACCAUUCCUUUAUCCUUUUAAUGAACUCCUAAUGUGGGCAGUGUUAAUGAAGAGGCAGAAGAUGGCCCUCUUCUUCUGGCAACAUGGAGAAGAGUCUAUGGCUAAAGCUUUAGUAGCCAGAAAGUUAUAUCGCUCAAUGUGCCAUGAAACACAGCAGAGUGAUGUCAUCGAUGACACACCAGAGAAACUGAAAGAAUAUUCCAAAGAGUUUGGAGAGUUAGCAGUAGACCUUCUUGAUCAUUGUUUUAAGCAGAAUGAGCGAAUGGCAAUGAAAGUACUGACUUCUGAGCUGAGCAAUUGGAGCAAUUCUACCUGCCUUAAGCUGGCAGUUUCUGCUAGGCUCCGACCGUUUGUGGCUCACACGUGUACCCAAAUGCUGCUCUCCGAUAUGUGGAUGGGGAGGCUGAACAUGAGAAAACAUUCCUGGUUCAAGGUGAUUUUAGGCAUUUUAAUCCCACCAAUCAUAACUUUAUUGGAGUUCAAGACCAAGGCACAAAUGUCUCACAUCCCACAAUCUCAAGAAGAGCAUCAAAUGGCAGUGGAUAAUAAAGCUGAACCUAAAAGCACAUUACAAGGCGUACCUCUGGGAGUUUUUAAAGAAACCCCAUCUUCUAAUGAUAACGGAGUAAUUUUUUCUGAAACAGAGAAUGAAACAAAACCAAGGCAUCUUCCUCUUGUACGAAAAUUCCAUGCGUUCUAUCAUGCUCCCAUUGUGAAGUUUUGGUUCAACACAUUGGCUUACUUGGCAUUUCUUAUGCUUUACACAUUUGUUGUCCUGGUAAAAAUGGAGAGUUUUCCACCUGCACAAGAAUGGAUAGUAAUCUCUGUCAUCAUCACGACAGGUGUGGAGAAAAUACGAGAGAUUUUCAUAUCAGAGGCUGGAAAAAUCCCUCAGAAACUAAAAGUGUGGUUCAGCAGUUAUAUGAAUAUAAAUGACACUGUUGCCAUAAUUACAUUCCUGGUUGGUUUUGGUUUAAGAAUGGGCUCCGGGCGGCUAGUGGACGAUAAUACUUCCUAUGACAAUAACAUUUUUAUUGCUGGAAGACUAAUAUACUGCCUUAAUAUUAUUUUUUGGCUUGUAAGGUUGUUGGAUAUCUUAAAUGUGAAUCAAGACGCUGGUCCCUAUGUUUUAAUGAUUGGAAAAAUGGUGUCAAAAAUGUUUUAUAUUGUUGUCAUCAUGGGGCUUGUAGUCAUUUGCUUCGGUGUGCCAAGAAAAGCAAUUCUUUAUCCUCAUGCGGAACCUUCAUGGACUCUUGCUAAAGAUAUAGUAUUUCAGCCAUAUUGGAUGACAUUUGGUGAAGUGUAUGCAUAUGAAAUAAAUGUAUGUGCCAAUGACUCUGUUGUUCCGCAUCUCUGUGGCCCUGGAACGUGGAUAACUCCUUUUCUACAGGCUGUGUAUCUGUUUGUACAGUACAUUAUUAUGGUGAAUCUUCUCAUUGCAUUUUUCAAUCAUGUAUAUAUGCAAGGAAAAGCAAUGUCAAACACCUUGUGGAAGUUCCAGCGUUAUCAUUUCAUCAUGGUUUACCAUAACAAGCCUGUCUUGCCUCCACCAUUAAUUGUCUUCAGCCAUGUCAUGUCCUUCAUCUCAUGGAUCUGUAUACACAAUAAGAAGACCAAACUAAGGGGACCAAAACUAUUUUUAACAGAGGAAGAUCUAAAGAGACUUCAUGACUUUGAAGAGAAUUGUUUGGAGAUUUAUUUCAAUGACAAAAAAGACUGGAAUGACUCUCAGAGUAGUGAAAGAAUCCGGGUAACAUCUGAAAGAGUGGAGCACAUGUUCAAUGAGUUGGGAAAAGUUGUAGACCAUGUCAGUAUCAUCAAACGCUCAUUACACUCUUUAGAUGACCACAUUGGACAUCUGCAAGAUCUUUCCAGCCUUACCUAUGAUACCCUGAAGAAACUGACUGCAGAAAAAGCAUUGGCAACAAGCAGGAGCCACAGUGUUAUGUCCUGUGACUUAAGCCUUUCAAGAUAUACCUCUGAUGAUGGACUUGGACGUUCAACUAUUUGGAAAAAAAACAGUGACCUUUUUUGGGGUCCUUCUUUUUCUCAUUCCAGUCUAGAAAAAGUUAAUAAUCCACAAGCUACUAAAUCACAGAGAAAAUAUGCAGAUGCAGGUUUUAUAGACAGUGCUCUGUUUCAGAGAGCUGAUUCUCUUCCAGAAUUCCAACAAACUGCUGCUGGUGAUGAAAACCCCAAAUCACAAGAGUCUAUGCAAAAUUCAAACCCCAUAAUAACACAAAGUGACUCACAUUCUUUAACAGUGACACCUUCCUCUGAAGUUGUUACCCCUCCUUAUAAUAAUUUUGCUAAUACCAGCAAAGGAGAUGGUUUUGUUAAUGCUGGAUUUAUAGAUGAUACUGGCAAUAGUACUGAUACAUAUGAAAACAGUAGCAAAGAAGCUGAAGCCCAAAAUCAAUUGGCUGAAGCAGAAAUUGAAAGAGAAGCCAAUCAUAAAUCAGUAAAUAGGGCAAUGACCUGUAAUGAAACUAAUCAGAAAAUAAACAGAAGCGAGGAUCCUGCAGAAAAGAUAGCCCCAGCUUUAAUUAAUAAUAAAUAUACAGACAUCUUACAGAAACUGUGGAACCUAUCUAAACACUCAGAAAGCAAGCCACACUUGGAAAAACAGAUAGCAAUUGAAAUAAAUCCCACGCGCACCAAGACAUCUAAUGAAGGUGAAAAUAAAUUAAUAAGGGCGAAUUCCUGCACUGAAUUAACAGGAUGUCAAAUUACACAUCCAUUUCCAUCGCAAGGUUACUUACGAAUGGAUAGCAGUGCAUCUUAUGAUGAUGGGUAUCAUGUAGACUCCAAGGCUGCUUUACUAACGGAACCACAUUACAGCAGACAUUCUUCAACCCAUAACAAAUCGCCACUUCAGAAAGAAGCAUUCAGUGCCUUUGGCUCUCAUUUCAUACCAUCCAUGGACAACACUUUUUACUACUCAGCUAUUGAACGAAACAACUUAUUUCGGCUGUCCCAGAAUAUUCAGUUUACACCUCUGCCUCCAAAAGGAGAAUUGGUCACCGUCUUCCAGCUGGAAGAGAGCUCCCCGCACAUUAUGAAUAACAGCAUGUCUUCCUGGUCACAACAAGGAGUUUUUGCAAAGAUUGAAUUUCUUGGCAGGGAGGAGAUGGGAGGAGGGCUCAGGCGUGCAGUGAAAGUUGCAUGUACAUGGUCUGAGUAUGACAUCCUCAAACCUGGGAAAUUUUAUAUCCUCAAGUCUUUCCUCCCUGAGGUUGUGAAUACUUGGUCAGCAAUAUAUAAAGAAGAUACUGUGUUACAGCUCUGCCUUAGAGAAAUUCAGCAACAACGAGCAGCUCAAAAACUUUUAUUUGCAUUCAAUCAAAUGAAGCCGAAAUCAAUCCCUUAUUCUCCUAAGUUUCUGGAAGUGUUCCUCUUGUACUGUCAUUCAGCUAAUCAAUGGUUUACAGUAGAAGAAUGUAUGGUCGGAAAGUUUCGGAAAUAUAACAACAAUACUGGGAAUGAAAAUGUUCCCACAAACAAACUAGAGAAGACCAUGCUGGCGUUCAGUCACUGGACAUAUGAGUAUACAAGAGGGGAAUAUUUGGUUCUUGAUUUACAAGGAGUUGGUGAAAAUUUGACUGAUCCCUCAGUUAUAAAAGCUGGAGAAAGAAGAUCAAAAGAUAUGGUCUUUGGACCAGCAAACUUGGGAGAUGAUGCCAUCAAAAACUUCUGUUCAAUGCACCAAUGUAACUCCUGCUGCAGGAAUCUGAAACUACCUGAGGUGAAAAGGAAUGAUUACACACCCAAUGAAGCUGCGCUCAUGGAGAGACUUCCCUCAUCGAAAUAUCAACUGGCUCCUGCAUAGUACAUUUAACCCACUUACAUUGGGUUGAUUCAUUGACUAUUAUACUAAAAUACUGUGUUCUGUUAUUUCAGAAUGAUUGCAAGUGAUUUGCAAAGUGAAGUAGAGCUCUUCUGAAUGUAUGAACUUACUUAACAUUUAAAGUCAGAGUGCAAUAUUUCACUGGAUAUUUGGCAUGGUCUUUUAAAGCUAUGCAAACUCCUUAUUCAGUUUAAUAUAGAAUCCAAUUUGCCAUUGUGUUAACAGGACAUCAUAUAAAGAUAAAGAUCAUUGUCACAGAUUAUCAGAUAAGAUUUAUAGAAGAUUAAGGUGCUUUGCAAUGCUAUCAGUUUAUAGAACCCUAUAAUGAUGCAAUAGUUCCGAUAAUUAAAUAUAAGGUCAAAGUAUGUCAAGUCACAAUGACUGUUUAAAGGGACAGUGAAAUCUAUUUCUUUCUAAUGACACAGUGAG